AUGACUUCAGUCGAGCCCAUCACUGGAAAGGAGAAGCCGAAAGAUUCUCUUCAAGAAGAAUUUUUCACAAUCGAAGAUGUUAUCGACAAAACUGUGAACAAACUGAACUUUAGGCUUGCUUUCAUCUUCUGGGCCGCACUCAGUACGGUUUUCAACGCAGGUGCUGUAACCGACAUGACGGUGAUGACUGGAAACAUACCCUAUAAAGACUGGACAUGCUCUUCGAAAAAAUGCACCUCUCUCUAUGCAGCAGCUUCCGACAAAGAAACCUUCUUCUCUCAACAGACGAUGUGCGACAACGACUUUAUUGCUGGGAUAGAUUUUCAUUGGGCCACAAAAAAGACGACUUUCACAACGGACUGGAAUAUCUACUGCAAGAACGAGGCGAAGCUGUCUACAAUAUCUGGAGUAUAUUUUUUUGGUGGAAUCUUUGGAUUGUUAUGCUCAACUGGAAUCUUCGAUAGGAUAGGUCGCAAAAAAGGAGCACUUUUAGGAAGUGCUAUUACCACACUGGCUACUGCAGCAAGCGCUGUUGCCCCCAACUACGAGGCCCUGCUCGUAUUUAGGAUAAUGUCUGGGUUUGGUCUGAUGAUCAGCUACACAGGAACCUACUGUUGGAUCAUUGAAUUUGCCCCUACAAACCUCCGGAACAUAGCAAGUGGGUUCUACCCAAUGGGCUGGUCUAUAAGCUCUCUUAUUUUUGCGCUUCUUGGGUACUUGAUUGACAAAUGGCAGCAUAUAUACCUAGCUACAGCUGGAAUUUGCGCGUUCAGCACUAUCAUGCUUAUCGUGAAUCCUCUUCCAGAAUCCCCUAGGUUUCAUUUGGUCCGAGGUGAGGAAAAAGAAGCGAAAAAAUGUCUGUUGUCGUUUUUCCAGGCUACUGGUAACCGCUUCUCCUUUGAAGGUGUAAAUCUAAUUUACGAGAAAAGGGUGCAAAAUUAUUUCAAACAGGUCAGUGAUUUUAAGAGAUAUCCGGCUAUGCUAAAGAGGACUCUUCUCUGCAUGCUAUGCUGGUUCUUCGUCUCAAUCAUAGGAUUUGCAUACACUUUUGGUUGGAGCAAAAUUGGGAGUAAUCUUUACACCAGCUACUUACUUGGUGCGCUAGGAGGAUCUAUUGGGAACGUUUCUUCGAUAACUGCUUGCAAACUUCUUGGAAGAAAAGGAGCCACAAUUUUCUUUUUCGGAGGCAUAGCUGUAUUUAACUUCAUAGCCAUGGUACACGUGCAGUUUUCGGAGUCCUGGACGCUGGAAUAUGUUGCCAGUUUAAUCGGCAGUAUAUCUGGAUCAGCGGCGUUCGCCAUGGUCUAUUUGUACACAGGAGAACUAUCUCCGACCUCUCACCGUGGCAUGAUAAUGUGUUUGAGUUCCAGUAGUGCCAGGGUUGGCAGUUUCCUCGGACCCUAUGUAAGUCUACUGUACGGAGUUACUGAUAGGAGGGUCCCCCUGGCUUUGUUUGCCGGUUUGGCUUUCUGUGGGUGUUUGGUUUCGUUCUUCCUGCCUGAUACUACUGGAGUUGCUAUUCCCGAAACCCCCAAAGAUAUCAAAGAUUAG
Messenger RNA from Bolinopsis microptera, 1551 nucleotides. Its product is annotated as solute carrier family 22 member 7-like. The record is from RefSeq and is a predicted model, not a curated record. Bases 1 to 1551 code for a protein of 516 amino acids. Gene Ontology annotation, biological process: transmembrane transport. The transcript has a single exon. NCBI's taxonomy places the organism in Eukaryota, Metazoa, Ctenophora, Tentaculata, Lobata, Bolinopsidae. Gene Ontology annotation, molecular function: transmembrane transporter activity.